UUAGGUUGCGCGUGUGUGCCAUGGACUCAGCCGCCCGGUGAUAUUGACAAUAGGAGAGAGAAAGGGGCAUUGACGGGGACCGAGCGCGGGUUAGCGAACGGCGGCUGUGGCAGCGGCGGCUCGGGCUCCAGCGGCUCCUCCUCCUCCUCGUCCCGACUCCUCAGCCUGCUCGCCGCUGCACAUCCCGGGUCUUCCUUCCUCCCUUCCCCCCCUUCCCCACGUCGCCGCCGCCGCCGCCGCCGGGUCCCGGUGCUUACGAGCAGAGGCGCCGCCCGCCGGGAAUGUGAACGAGGAGCCUCCGGCGGAGCCGCAACGGGGAUCGGUGCCGAUUUGAUGGGACGGGCCCGUGGGGGAGGAUCGUGAGGCCGCCACCGCCGGAGCGCUGAGGUUCGGGUCCGGCCGUGAGGCCUAGAAACACCGCCGCCGCGGAACCGGAGGGACGUCGCACCGGACAGUCGUCGCCCCGGGCUCCCCGCCGCUGCCCGGACCUCCCCCCUGCACGUCCUGGUCCCGCCGCCAGUCUCCCGCCCCUCGAAACCACAGAUCAUCUUCGGAUUCUUCCCCAGAAGCGUCAAGUAGGGAUAUGUCCUCAGCACCAACUACUCCUCCAUCAGUGGAUAAAGUAGACGGAUUUUCUCGGAAGUCCGUCAGAAAAGCCAGACAGAAGAGGUCGCAAAGUUCCUCACAGUUUAGGUCUCAAGGGAAGCCUAUUGAGUUAACACCUCUGCCGCUGCUAAAAGACGUUCCAACCUCAGAGCAGCCUGAACUGUUCCUAAAGAAACUUCAGCAGUGCUGUGUCAUUUUUGACUUCAUGGACACGCUAUCUGAUCUUAAAAUGAAAGAAUACAAGCGCUCCACUCUUAAUGAACUGGUGGACUACAUUACAAUAAGCAGAGGCUGUCUGACAGAGCAGACUUACCCUGAAGUAGUUAGAAUGGUAUCUUGCAAUAUAUUCAGAACUCUCCCUCCUAGUGACAGCAAUGAGUUUGAUCCAGAAGAAGAUGAACCUACACUUGAGGCAUCGUGGCCACAUUUACAGCUUGUAUAUGAAUUUUUCAUACGAUUUUUGGAAAGCCAAGAAUUCCAACCCAGCAUUGCCAAAAAAUAUAUAGAUCAGAAAUUUGUAUUACAGUUAUUGGAGCUUUUCGACAGUGAAGACCCUCGGGAACGGGACUACUUAAAAACAGUCUUACAUAGAAUUUAUGGCAAGUUUCUUGGUCUUAGAGCAUUUAUCCGAAAACAGAUUAACAAUAUUUUUCUAAGGUUUGUUUAUGAAACAGAACACUUCAACGGCGUAGCUGAGCUGCUGGAAAUCUUAGGAAGCAUUAUCAAUGGCUUCGCUCUGCCUCUUAAAGCAGAGCACAAGCAGUUCCUGGUGAAAGUGUUGAUCCCUUUGCACACCGUCAGGAGCCUGUCACUCUUCCAUGCCCAGUUGGCAUAUUGUAUAGUCCAGUUUCUGGAGAAAGAUCCUUCACUCACAGAACCAGUUAUUAGGGGGUUAAUGAAAUUUUGGCCUAAAACGUGCAGUCAAAAAGAGGUCAUGUUCCUUGGGGAGCUGGAAGAAAUUCUAGAUGUGAUUGAACCCUCACAAUUUGUUAAAAUUCAAGAACCCCUGUUUAAACAAAUUGCCAAGUGUGUGUCCAGCCCCCAUUUUCAGGUGGCAGAAAGGGCACUCUAUUAUUGGAAUAAUGAAUACAUCAUGAGUUUGAUAGAAGAAAACUCGAAUGUCAUCCUUCCCAUUAUGUUUUCCAGUCUUUAUAGGAUUUCAAAAGAACACUGGAAUCCGGCGAUUGUGGCGUUAGUGUACAACGUGUUGAAGGCAUUUAUGGAAAUGAACAGCACCAUGUUUGAUGAGCUGACAGCCACAUACAAGUCAGACCGUCAGCGUGAGAAAAAGAAAGAAAAAGAGCGUGAAGAAUUGUGGAAAAAGUUGGAGGAUCUGGAGCUCAAGAGAGGUCUUAGACGUGAUGGGAUAAUUCCAACUUAACAAAACUAUGGCAGCAACAUUACUAACCUGUGGAGUCACACAUUUAUGUAGUAGAAGAUGGAGCAACAGUUUUCUGUAUUGUGCAACUUUACAGUAGAUUUCACAUUUGUUUCAUUAUUACAACAGCACUGUAUAUACCUGUCUCUAAGUAAAGGAAAAAAAAAAAUAAGGACUUCAAUCCAAAGUUUGGACAGUAGAUGGACUUCUCAGAACUUUGCAAACAUAAUCAUUGUUCUAACCCUCUUUAAAAAAAAUGGUCUUCAGAGAUCUGUUGAUGAAAAUGCUAUGUUAAAUUCCAUUAUCAGGAGUUCCUUAUUUAUCACUAGCAGAGAGUCUGAUACAAUUUUCAAAUGUGAACAAUCUUAAAUUUAGCUUGUCUUUCUGCUAAGCUGUUAAAUGUAUUUAUAGUAAAGGGAGAAAAAAGACUGUCAUUUCCUUGUAAGUUUGUCUACCCUCCUCCUCUGGAGAACUUGACUGUAAUUGGACAUCUUUUCCUUUUGCACAUCUUAUGAGUCGAAUGUCCAUAUGGAACAGGGCCAUGAAUUAUAAUGGUCCCUGAUGAAAGUUUUGUCUACUGGGGUGAACAUCUUUCUAGUAACCAGGUUUUCCUGGAACUCCUUUAGUUUUUAAAAUUAGGAGUAAAACAAGGUGAUAAACAUAGUAGGGAAGGGGAUUUUGGGUUCAUGCAUCAGUUUGUGGUGAAUCCGAAUCAAUGUCUUGAAUCCUUUGAAACAGGCACUGGGCACCGCAGGCUUCAGAGCCUGACCAGUAUCUUCACGUACAUCAUGGUGCAUAUGCCCCAGAGAUGGGUUAGAAGUGUUAGGGAAACAUCCUUACAGACCACAUGAAAUAAGAAAGACAAACUAGACUAAACAAUACAACCAUGAAAUUGAUCGCCAGGAUUGCGAAUCUAAUUGGGAAAAGAGUUGAGCAAACAGCUUGGACUGUUUGGAGUUGUUGCCUUACUUUUUAAUAUGUAUUUAUAAAGUAUUCCAGCAAAAGAGGAUGUAGCCUCUGGGGAAAAACGAACAUGUUACAGUGUUUUUUGUAGAUCCUCCUUGUGUAUCCCAUCACAGUACCAGCCCUGUUGUUAGCCAGGAAGGAUUCAGGAUGAGCAUCAUGCAUUCUGAGCUGGAUGCAUAUUCCUAACUACUGUAUUUGUUACCAAAAGUGGUUCUACAAAUGCUACUGAAAAAAAAAAACAUCUGGAAAUUCCUAAUGUCCUGAGUAUUAAUAAUAAAGUUUAAAAAAUGCUUUUAUAUCAAAGGUGCAUUGUGACCAAAUUGUUUAAGAAAAAAAAUCUAGGGCCGUAUUCUAGAUGUAUCUCAUUGGCUCUCUACUCUGUAUUAAAAGAGGAGUCUUACAUAUUGGGCAGGUAAAUUGCUGAUGUGCUUGUAUACAGUAUGUACUUAGCCAGUGUGGUUGCAUUCCUAUGUACUAAAAAACGUGUUUGGGGAUCUGUUCUAAGAUGCUUUCUUCACUUGGUAGGGACAUAGCAGCAGUGAGUUGAUAACCCUAAAACAUCACUUUGGCAGUGUUUGUAGCAGGGAGCUGACUGUGUUCAUACGCUGUGAUAAUGGCCACAUGAAUACAUGAACUGUCAUUGCUUUUCAUAGAACUCCAGUACAAAUAUGGGCUUGUAUAUUUCCUUCCAUUUAAAUAUAAAGUACGAUAUGCAGUUUUAUUAUUUUCAAGAUAAAGGGAAAAAAUAACUGUGGCCUUUCUCCUCUGUGAAGCAUUUCCACAUUUUCAGAUCAUAGGAUGUACAUAAAAAUCAGCUAAUUAUGGAUAUUUUCAUCUAGGUAACUUUGUAAAAAAAAUGAUAUUGUUAAUUCCUAAAAAGAAACAGCAGUAAAGUAUAUGCCACACAAGAUA
Messenger RNA from Jaculus jaculus (lesser Egyptian jerboa), 3862 nucleotides. RefSeq names its product protein phosphatase 2 regulatory subunit B'epsilon (gene Ppp2r5e). The transcript has 14 exons. Gene Ontology annotation, cellular component: protein phosphatase type 2A complex; nucleus; cytosol. Lineage: Eukaryota; Metazoa; Chordata; Mammalia; Rodentia; Dipodidae. The record is from RefSeq and is a predicted model, not a curated record. The coding region runs from base 584 to 1987 and encodes 467 amino acids. Gene Ontology annotation, biological process: signal transduction; protein dephosphorylation. Gene Ontology annotation, molecular function: protein phosphatase activator activity.